Molecule: messenger RNA, 3022 nt
Organism: Bolinopsis microptera
Lineage: Eukaryota; Metazoa; Ctenophora; Tentaculata; Lobata; Bolinopsidae
Product: kelch-like protein 5
Exons: 15
Coding region: 179-1930 (583 amino acids)
Molecular function (GO): protein binding
Source: RefSeq, a predicted model, not a curated record
AUUUCAGCCCAUGUCUCUAAGAUCCGUCAAAGUGGUCACGAGUCUUUGCUGUGGUAACCUACGCGUUUCCUGACGGAUCCGCGCACCGCACGUUCCUUGAGAUAUCAUCAUCUCCGGAACUCACAUUCCCUCCGACAACACCAUCUCUGGACCACGCUUUUCUUGUGAGAACACCAUCAUGGCCACAAGUUCAGCGAAGGAAAACAGAGAUGGGUUACAGUUUAUGCCGCAGCAUUACGCGCUUGCUACCCUCGUCAAGAUGAACCAGCUCAGAAAAAACAAUGUGUUGUGUGACGUUGUGCUGAUGGUAGGAACACACCAAGUUCCCGCGCACCGCGUAGUACUAGCCGGGUGCAGCAGUUACUUCUGCGCCAUGUUCACGGGACCUAUGAGCGAAAGCAAGCAGGAAAUUAUUCAGAUAAAAGGAGUAGAACCUGAUGUUUUAGAAUUGCUGAUUGAGUUCGCCUACACCUCUCAACUGGAGGUAACGAUAGAGAAUGUACAAGGUCUCCUGAGCGCUGCCUCCCUCAUGCAGUUACACUGUGUUAUUGAGAUUUGUUGUGACUUCCUGGAGAAACAGCUGACCCCUAGUAACGCUAUUGGGAUCAGGUCUUUUGCAGAGUUGCACACGUGCGAGGAGCUGCUGAUAACUGCGUCGGACUACGUGCUGGAACACUUUGUGGAAGUGACGUCAUCAGAGGAGUUCUUAUCUCUAACUCACACUCAGGUAGGCGAGCUGAUUGAUAGAGAUGAUAUCAACAUUCCUAGCGAAGAACACGUCUACGAAGCAGUUAUCAGGUGGGUGGAACAGGGAGAGAGGUUUGAACAGGACAGAACUCAGUACCUCCCAGAACUCUUAAACUCAGUCAGACUUCCUCUUCUCAGUACUGUUUACCUUGUAGACAAGGUGUCAAAAGAGAACCUGGUCCGGAACAACCCCUCCUGUAUGGAGCUACUGGACGAGGCUAAGAACUUUCACUUGUUACCUGGCAGACGACCAAAACUUCACAGCAGUAGAACUGAGCCAAGGAAGAGCACUGCAGGUGUGCUGUACUGUGUUGGGGGGCAUGAGAGUUCAAGUAAUGUUACUAGUAGUGUCGAGUGUUUCAGUCUUCGUAAAAACGAGUGGUCUCUUGUGGCGCCCAUGACAAAGGCGCGCACGCGUAUGGGAGUAGCAGUGCUGGAUAACAAGAUGUACGCUAUGGGGGGUACUACAGGAGGGAUGACACUGAACAGUGUGGAGUGCUAUGAUCCGGUACAGAACAAGUGGACUAAUGUUACUCCUAUGAGGAUACACAGAUCUGGUGUUGGGGCGGCAGUGUUAGGAGGGAGGAUAUUUGCAGUAGGAGGAGAUGACGGAGUUACACAUCUCAACUCAGCGGAGUGUUACGACGCGCAAUUAAACGAGUGGGGCGAAGUGGUGCGGCCGAUGGGUACGCGGCGUUGUUUCCCAGGCGUAGUUUCAUACAGCGGCUGGUUAUACGUAGCCGGUGGUACAGACGGCGUGCGCGUACUGAACAGUGUCGAGCGCUACCACCCUCACAGCGCUAAAUGGAGUCCCGUAGCUCCUAUGGUUGAUAAUAGACAGGGUUUUGGGCUCUGUGUGUUACAUGGACGAAUAUACGCAGUUGGUGGUCAUGGUACAGCAACACCCAUAGACAAAGUGGAGGCAUAUGAUCCGCGAGUGAAUAAGUGGGAGACAGUCGCUUCACUGAAGACGUCGCGAGAUGGGGUGGGCGUGGCUAUCUUAUCAGAUAAAAUCUACGCCGUCGGCGGAUUCGACCGGGCGUAUCUUAACAGCGUGGAGUGUUUCGAUCCGAGGCUGCUUGACUGGGUCCCAGUAACUCCCAUGACUACACCGCGAGCUGUGGCCGGGGUUGCAGUGUUAGGGGGUUCAGAUGUCUCAGAUCCGGACUCUUUCUACAGAUGAUGACGUAAUCAGACACCCAAGACGUCACUAGUCUAAACUGGUGACGUCGCUGAAUACUGAUGAUCACAGUAAUACUGUUAGAUUUAAAAUCUCAGAUUUGACUCUCCGAUCAGACCAAGAACCAAGAAGUAAAUGUAAAUGUUUAUAAAAAGGUUGCUCUUCGCGACUUCGCUUGUUCACCUUUUUUUGAGACAAUGCCGAAGUUUUUGAGUUAUUAUUUACUUUGUAGCGCGAUGCACUACUGGGCCGCGCCGCGCAUCAAAUAAUGCUUCACAUCACCACGGCGAGAAGCAUUAUUUGAUGCGCGGCGCGGCCCAGUAGUACAUCGGGUUACAACUAUUUACUAUAUUUUGGAUGGUUUUCAGACACUGCAGAAUCAGAAAUUUCGACAUUAAUUAAUUAAUUAAUUAAUCAACAUUAAUUAAUUUGAUGGAUUAUUAUUUUUUGAAGAGCAUUUGCGUUAUCUCACGAGAUGUCCAUAUAAGGACCAAUAAUAUGCGUGUCCGUAUGAUGAAUAAUAGCGAUGGUUUGUAUUUUGAACUAAACAUCUAAACAGUCACCCAUACUUUUGCAACUGGUUGCUAUAACAACAACGUUUGUUAUAGAAAUGUUGAUCAUUUCAUUCAUUACAAUUACCCAAAUAGGAAAGUUAUAUUACUGCUGUCAAGGAUUGAAUGAUUGGGACUUGAAAAAUUGUUGCUUUAAAUUAAGGUAACUCUACAGUAAAACCUUAAUUUACCAGUUUUCCAGUAAAACGACCAGGUACAAUGUAAAUGAAUCUAAAUUUCUUUAACCACAACCAAUUUAUAGGAUCUCAUUAUUAUUAAAGCUCGGUAAAUGAUGACAGUAUUUCUGUAAGGAGUCGUUCACAUAUGAUUACGUAAUCACUGAGGGGGAGGGAUGGGAUUUCUAAAUGAUUACGCUAGAAUAAUUUUGACACACUAUGCAAUAGCUAUGACGUGUAAAAGUAAUAUUUGAACGACCCCGAAGAUGAAAUUUCUUAGCAUGGACUGGUGGUCAAUAACGACUAGGAUAUCAGAUGUGUUGAAGAUUGAUAUUGCUAAAAUUGUGUAAAAUGUUUAUUUAUGUAAU